CCGUAAUGGCACCACCUGUUUUUAAUGGUGAUAACUAUCAGAUUUGGGCGGUAAGGAUGGAAACUUAUCUAGAUGACAUGGAUAUGUGGGAGGUAGUCGAAGAGGAUUAUGAAGUUCCUCCGUUGCCUAACAAUCCUACUAUGUCCCAGAUCAAAAACCAUAAAGACAGGAAAACCAGAAAAUCAAAGGCAAAGGCCUGUUUAUUUUCAGCAAUAUCUUCUUCAAUCUUCACUCGAAUUAUGUCUCUAAAGUCAGCAAAAGUCAUCUUGGAUUAUCUCAAGGCAGAAUACGAAGGGGAUGAAAGGAUCAGAGGUAUGUAAGUGCUAAAUCUUAUAAGAGAUUUCGAGAUGCAAAAGAUGAAAGAAACUGAAACCAUCAAAGAUUACUCUGAAAGGCUCUUGAACAUAGCAAACAGGGUAAGAUUGCUUGGUUCCGUGUUUAAU
Solanum tuberosum (potato) is the source of this 443-nucleotide messenger RNA. RefSeq lists its product as uncharacterized. The record is from RefSeq and is a predicted model, not a curated record. Lineage: Eukaryota; Viridiplantae; Streptophyta; Magnoliopsida; Solanales; Solanaceae. The transcript has a single exon. The coding region runs from base 6 to 320 and encodes 104 amino acids.